Molecule: messenger RNA, 698 nt
Organism: Cuscuta epithymum
Lineage: Eukaryota; Viridiplantae; Streptophyta; Magnoliopsida; Solanales; Convolvulaceae
Source: the annotation of a GenBank genome assembly
GAGAGGUUGUUAGGCAUCCGCCCCGUUCUUAGGGCUGACCUUCAGGGGUCAUCUCUUAGGAUGCCAUGGUUGAGGGAGCACUUCCAGGCCCUUCCUCCCGACGCUGAUGAGAUGAUCAUCCAGCAGCAUGCUCGGGCGUAUAUAUUGAUGAUGAUGGGAGCCUCCAUUUUCGCUGACAAGAGCGGAAAUGAGGUUCAGGUGCUACACUUGCCUUUGCUUGAGAGGUUUGAUGUAGCAGCACAGUUUAGCUGGGGUAGUGCCACCCUGGCUUAUCUCUACAGGCAGCUGUGUCGCGGGUGCCAGAGAGGGAGCACAGAGCUGGGUGGAUUUUUGCUACUCCUCCAGAUUUGGUCAUGGGAGUAUAUCCACAUUGGCCGUCCCAUUAUAGUUGGAUAUCAUGGCAUUGAUGGACAGCCACUGCCUGAUGAGCCUCCACGUCUGCUAGGACCACAUCAUGUACGGGGCGUGGACCCUCUAGGCCGUCGGUGGCUAUAUGCUGGUUUAUCUCGCAUGUCAUCCGCUACUGGCCUCGGUGUGUACAGGGAUGCAUUGGAUCGGAUGUCAGAGGACCAGAUCACAUGGAUGCCGUAUAGACCUGAUAUGUUAGCAGAGUUGCCCCCAGCUGGCCGAGAGCAGACUCACAUAUGGCGAGCACGUGUGCCGCUGAUAUGUUUUGACAUUGUUGAGCUUCAUUUGCC